AUGGAGAAGGCAUUGGAAUUCCAGACAUUGGACGAUGAUGGAGUCCGUCAAAGAGGUGGCGGCUCUAUCUCAGAGAUGAAGCCCGUCAGCUUUGACCGGGACAGAUAUGAGCUCGCUCGAGUGGGAAAACAGCAAGUCUUGAAGCGCCGCUUCGGAUUGGUGAGCAUGACAGGACUGUCCUGCGGUCUCAUGUGCACAUGGGAGAGCAUAUUAGUGUAUGACCUUGCAUACAUCAGUGGCGGCCCUGCCGGCCUAAUAUACGGUUUUCUUCUUGUAUGGCUCGGAAACAUUUCGGUCUUCAUCGCCAUAGGUGAGCUUUCGAGCGCGAUUCCCACUGCGGGGGGGCAAUAUCACUGGGUUUCGUUGCUCGCACCGCGCUCAAGUAAACGAUUCUUCAGCUACAUCACCGGAUGGCUCACUGUCAUUGGGUGGAUUGCUGCGUUGACAUCUGUAUGCUUCUUCGUUGCGGACCUGACAUUGGGUCUUGUUUCCCUCGGUCAUCCCGAGUACACCCGGCAACUGUGGCACGGUACACUGCUCUUGUGGGCGGUCCUUUUACUAUGCGUCUUCAUCAACGUAUUCGUCAGCGGAGCACUGCCCACCAUUGAAGUGAUUGUGCUUGUCAUCCAUGUUCUCGGUUUCUUUGGUAUUCUCAUACCACUGGUCUACCUGACAGCUUCACACCACUCGGCGAAGGAAAUCUUCACCACGUUCAAUAAUCACGGAGGUUGGAGAACGAACGCACUGGCUUUCUUCAUCGGCCUACAAGGAAAUGCUCUUGCGUUUGUUGGAACCGAUUCUGCGGUGCAUAUGUCAGAGGAGGUCAGGAACGCCAGUACGGACGUUGCACGCUCGAUGCUUCUCAGUCUUGGUAUCAAUGGCUGUCUCGCUCUUGGCAUGCUCAUAUCGGUAUUAUUCAGUGCUCCCGAUAUCAUGGGGUUGGUAAAUGACGCGUCUUCGACCACUCCGAUCUUUAUGCGUAUAUUUGAGUAUGGCACCGGAUCCGUUGUUGGAGCGACUAUCAUGACAGUCAUCAUCAUCUCCCUCGAGUUCUGCAGUGCAAUGGGUUGCUUGGCAGCAGCAUCGCGUAUGACAUGGUCGUUUGCAAGAGACCAUGGAUUGCCGUUUUCGCGGGCUCUUAGCAUGAUCGAUAAACGCACAACUAUUCCUGUAGUCGCCAUCCUCGUUGUAACCACGCUUUCCGCCCUCCUCGCCCUCAUCAACAUCGGCAACAACGCCGCCUUCAAUGGCACCAUCUCCCUUGUUCUCGAAGGUUUCUACAUCUCGUACCUCUUAGCGAUCGGCCUUCUCUUGUGGCGACGCCUGCGCGGUGACAUGGACGACCCCAACUCCGGUCUUACCGCUUUCAGCUCCAACGCGCAGGCCGACGAGCUACACGAUAGGAGCUUGGGCUGGGGCCCAUGGAGGCUGAAAGGCCCAUUAGGGGUCGUGAACAACAUUGUUGCAUGUUGCUACCUUCUCUUGCUGAUUUUCUUCAGUUUCUGGCCGAGCAACUUCAAGAUCGCAAACCCCUCGCAAAUGAACUGGGCUAUUGUAGUGACAGCUGGCGUAGCAUCUUUUAGUGUUGGAUACUACUUGUUGUUCGCGAAAAAGAGCUACAAUGGACCUGUGGUGGAAGUUGACCCACACUUGCUUUGA
This is a messenger RNA of Didymosphaeria variabile, 1659 nucleotides long. RefSeq lists its product as uncharacterized. The transcript has 6 exons. NCBI's taxonomy places the organism in Eukaryota, Fungi, Ascomycota, Dothideomycetes, Pleosporales, Didymosphaeriaceae. Gene Ontology annotation, biological process: transmembrane transport. Gene Ontology annotation, cellular component: membrane. The record is from RefSeq and is a predicted model, not a curated record. Gene Ontology annotation, molecular function: transmembrane transporter activity. Bases 1 to 1659 code for a protein of 552 amino acids.